Molecule: messenger RNA, 2215 nt
Organism: Centruroides sculpturatus (bark scorpion)
Lineage: Eukaryota; Metazoa; Arthropoda; Arachnida; Scorpiones; Buthidae
Product: four and a half LIM domains protein 2-like
Exons: 6
Coding region: 385-1767 (460 amino acids)
Cellular component (GO): Z disc; nucleus
Molecular function (GO): zinc ion binding; transcription coregulator activity
Source: RefSeq, a predicted model, not a curated record
UUUUAAGAUUAAAUCGUUUUUGUCUUUGAUAUUAAUUAGUUAUUUGACAAUUAGCGAGGGAUCUGAUAAUCCGAACAUCUUAAAGAGCCAUUCGUUUUCUGAAUGGCAAUCAUUGAAAGGACUAAAAUAGAAUAUUGCACUGUAUCUGAUAGUUUGAGUUUUAAUUGAGUACUGUUUAGUGCCGUCAGCUGAUGUGCCGAUAAAGCUCAUUGAGGAACCGUUUAAUUUACUGAAUUAAUCUUUCCAAGUUGUGUAAUAUAUUAAAGUUUUAAAUUUAGAUCCAUAAACCUGAUUUUGAAGAUUAUAUAACAGCCAGUGGGCUCUGAUUUACGUUUUUAGGUACUCCGGCCUACAUUUUCUGGAAAGUAACAGGUGCAGAUUUUUAUGACUUACUCGAGAUCCAUUUGUUCCAUCUCAUUGGAUUUUCAUUUAAUUCCCUUCCAUCCCCUCUGCCAACAGUUUGCACACGUUCCUAUUAUAAUCAUACCUUUUCCUGACAGUUCUUACACGGAUAAGAAACGCUUUUUUCUAUGUUUCAUCACGGCCAUUGCCAAAUAUUUUGUUGGCAAGGUUAUCUCAUGGAUUCAUUAUCUACGACCACUUCCUGCUCCCAGACGCAUCUUUCACUAUCUGAUGGCCUUUCUACAAUCGAUAUUAUUAUUAUUAAUUUCCUUCGCUUCUAUCGUAUUUAUUGUUUACCACAAAACUGCCUUUUACGAUUUCAUCGGCCUUCAGGAUAGAGAAAGUUUACGUAAAAAUAAAAAGCGCCAUUCGAUCGGUCCUUGUCGUACCUCCGACGCCUUUCUCGUCUCUUCUCUUCCUUCUGACAACAUCGCUAAACACACUUGCGAUGGAAAGGACAACGCUUCUGAUACGCUCAUAUUCGCCGGAGAAUAUACUAAAGCCAUGUCCAAAGAUUGGCAUAGUACUCAUUUCUGCUGUUGGCAAUGCGACGAAACGUUGACUGGUCAGAGAUACGUUCUGAGAGACGAACACCCCUAUUGCGUCCGAUGUUACGAACAGGUGUUUUCCAACACCUGCGACGAAUGUGGGAAACCCAUUGGUAUCGACUCCAAGGACCUUUCCUACAAAGAGAAGCAUUGGCACGAAUCGUGCUUCUUGUGCAACAAAUGCCAAAUGUCAUUAGUUGACAAGCCUUUUGGUUCAAAGUCCGAAAAAGUAUAUUGUGCCAAUUGUUAUGAUAAUUCAUUCGCUAGUAGAUGUGAUGCUUGUAAUGAGGUCUUUCGAGCAGGAACCAAAAAGAUGGAAUAUAAAGGAAAACAAUGGCACGAGAAGUGUUUUUGUUGCAUCGAAUGCAACAAUCCAAUUGGCACCAAAAGUUUUAUUCCUCGCGACAGCGAUAUUUUCUGUACCACUUGUUACGAGCAAAAAUUCUCAACUCGGUGUGUUAAGUGCAAUCAAAUUAUCACAACCGGUGGCGUAACGUACCGAAACGAACCAUGGCACAGAGAAUGUUUCUGUUGCACAAAUUGUGAAAUGUGUCUUGCUGGACAGCGGUUUACAUCUCGUGAUGAAAAACCUUACUGUGCAGAAUGUUUUGGUGAAUUGUUUGCUAAAAGAUGCAAUGCAUGCAAUAAACCUAUUACAGGUAUUGGUGGAACCCGUUUUAUAUCUUUCGAAGAUCGCAACUGGCAUAACGAUUGCUUCCUAUGUGCCUCCUGUAAUUUAUCCCUCGUUGGAAAAGGUUUUAUCACGGAUGGUUCAGACAUAUUAUGCCCCGAUUGCGCCAAACAAAAAUUGAUGUAAAACAAAUCCAAGUAUUUUUAGCAUUCUGAAACGAUAAACCUUGGUGCUAUAUACAAAAAAAAGGCUUUUUAUAUCCAAUCGGCCACUUAAAAAAUUGAAAUAGCAACUUUUUUGCUCAACUUUUAGUGCUCUGGACAUAUAACGCUUUGAUUCUGACUUCAUAGUUUAUAAAUAUUUCGAGUUAUUUGAAAAAUUACUCGAAAAUUGUUAUAUUUUAAUCCAUAAUUUAUACUAUAUUUUGGGAACAAAAGAUAUACUGCCACAUAUAUAUUUGUUAAAUUUUUGGUGGAAAAUAAGACUACCCCACGGAUUAAUAAUAAUGAUUACAUACAAUCAUAUUCUUGUUCCUGCAGUCUAGACUCUUAGUCAGUUAUUGGUGAAUCAGUUCUAGGUUUCUGUUGUUAAAGUUAUUUUUGCUGGAAAUUAAAGAAAAAUAAUUGUUCUCGAA